AUGUAUUUAGGAUGCGAGUAUGUCAUGGCUGUAGCGUCUCCAUUUUCAUUCCAUGAAGAAAUACAACCCAAGCGCGAUCUUGUCGAUCCGACAAUUGCCGCUUUGAUCCACCUGUUGGAGACAGCAGUGGCAACACCGUCAGUUAAACGUGUCAUUAUCACCGGAUCACAAGCGACCGUAUUCAACUAUGAUUACGGUCCAUCGAGAGAUUAUAUGUACACCGAAAAAGACUGGAAUCCGGUCACCUAUGAACAAGCAUGUAAUCCCCCUCAGGACAUCUAUUGCGGCCCUCUUAUCUAUGCCUACGCUGGAGGAAAGACACUGGCCGAAAAGGCUGCUUGGGAGUUCACUCGUAAUAAUGCACAAGAGAAAUUCGAUAUUGUAUGCAUUCUCCCUAGUUGGAUUUUCGAUCCCACCACAUGGCAACCGACGUCGUCCGCUGACUUUUCUGAGAGUAAUAAAAUUAUUUAUGGACUUUAUCAAGGUCAAGCUCCUCCGUCAGAUAUUUUUCCGCAUUGGGUAGAUGUUCGAGAUGUAGCUCGUGCGCAUGUACUAGCGAUUGAGAAGAGAAAUGCGGGGGGAUACAGAUUAAUUGUGAAUUCAGGACCAUUUCGAGUUCGAGAUGCAAUAGUUAGUCUGAAAAAGUUGGAAAGUAGGGUUGUUGAUCCCGAGCACGUGAAGAACUUGGAUAAGUGGUGUGGAAUGGAUAAUGGGAAAAGUGUGGAGCUGUUGGGGAUGAAGUAUAUUGGACUGGAUCAGUGUUUCACAGAUAUGGUCGAGCAGUUCAAAAAAAUGACGGCAUAG
Molecule: messenger RNA, 804 nt
Organism: Didymodactylos carnosus
Lineage: Eukaryota; Metazoa; Rotifera; Eurotatoria; Philodinida; Philodinidae
Source: the annotation of a GenBank genome assembly